CGAUGUGCUGUCAAGAGUGUCAACCAAACCGUCAGCGUCAUCUGCGCUGCACUUCUGCGCGUAAUUUGCUACCAUAACUCAACGGAGCUUGAAUCUCAGCACAGAAGCAGCGUGUGGUUGCGAGUGCAGUUGUUGGCGGCAGCAUUAUUCCACCAUUUCUCGCUUAACCUGAUCGACGAAGUCACGAAAGUGGUCGGAAAAAGACAUCCAAACGACGCAAAGGAAUUUCAUUCAUCAAUCUGUGACGCAAGAGAGAAGUUGACUGGUUCCUGGUGUGUGGUGCUGCGCUGUCAAACUGCAAAUUUGCUACGCGCACUGUGCGAAGAUUCUGACACGUUCAGCCACCUGUAAGAAGAUGAAGAAGUAUAUGUAAACAAAAGUGAUGAGGUGGACAAGUAGUAGAUGAACAGUACAAAAAUUCUGAAGGAACUGUUGGAUCGGAGGAGAUAGUGAAGAAAGAUGCUUCUGCAACUGGCAAUGAUUUUGCUGGGUUUAGUCCUGCUGCGACUGUGGUACCUUUUAGAGGUAACCAGACAAAACUCGAAACGCGAUAUUGCUUCAAUUACAGCCAAGCGGAAAGGUUCAGUCAAAACGAUGAUCGUGAUGGGAUCCGGGGGGCACACGGCUGAAAUGUUACAGAUUGUAGAACAAUUGGAUUUGGCAAAAUAUUCGCCUCGGCUAUACGUACUAGCAGCUGCAGACAAAACCAGCGUCGUAAAGGUUAUUGACGUGGAGGUCCGUAGGGAGCCCGAUUUGGCCAGACGGAAUUACGAGAUCGUUGCGAUUACGCGAAGCCGUCAUGUUCAACAAAAUUACUUCAGCUCGAUAUUCACCACUCUGACGGCAAUAAUAAACAGUAUUCCAGUAGUGCUGCGAACUCGUCCCGAUCUAAUCCUCACCAACGGCCCCGGGACGUGCGUACCGAUUUGCCUGGUUGCCUUCCUGGCCAAGUUGUUUUUCGUUAACAGUAACUGUAAAAUUGUGUUCAUCGAGAGCUUCUGUCGCGUCAAAAGCUUAUCACUGAGCGGCCAAAUAUUGCUCUGGAUAACGGAUCUGUUCGUGGUGCAGUGGCCUGGGUUAGUCGAAAACGGUGUCGGCAGGAAGGUGGAGUAUUUCGGGCGCUUGUCGAAAUGAGAAUGCGAGUGAUGUUCGGAAGUAAGUCCUUCCCCGGUACACAUCUAUUCCAAAAAAGAGCGGAAACGUGCGUGCGUGUGUCCGUGAACCUUCAUAUAUCAGCGUGAGCGAACGAAAGAGCGAGGGCAUGAAUGGAUCUUUAUCUUUAUUAUCUGAUUACGGUUAAAAAUAUUAGGCUUAACGUAGUGCUGGUUUAUCAUUGUUUUUUUUGUAACUAGAUUUUAUGAAUAAUUUAUAGGAACGAUUGAUUAACACACCAA
Topomyia yanbarensis is the source of this 1394-nucleotide messenger RNA. It is a transcript of the gene Alg14, whose product is annotated as UDP-N-acetylglucosamine transferase subunit ALG14 homolog. The record is from RefSeq and is a predicted model, not a curated record. Bases 460 to 1134 code for a protein of 224 amino acids. Gene Ontology annotation, cellular component: UDP-N-acetylglucosamine transferase complex. The transcript is spliced from 2 exons. Lineage: Eukaryota; Metazoa; Arthropoda; Insecta; Diptera; Culicidae. Gene Ontology annotation, biological process: dolichol-linked oligosaccharide biosynthetic process.